UCUCCCGUUGACAUUUCACAUGCUGCAGCUCCUGUUCAAUAACACUGCACACUGUUACAAGAUGAGGCGUGGGAGAGCGAAUUAAAAGCAUCAAAGCACAACUAUUUUUAAAGACAGUUUUGGUAGGGGGCUGUGGGAGGAUGUCACCGCUACUGAGGCUUCUCUCCGCCGCCGCUCUGCCCCUCCACAGAGCAGGAGGAGUCCGAGGAUUCCUCAGUGCCGUAGCCGCAGGACGAGUCUCCUCAGUCGGAUUCAGGAGUAGCGUUGCCCGGAAUUUGUGUCUGAAUCGAGCUGACUUCCUAUCCCGCCACAGACUUCGUUUAGCACAGAGAAGACUUUACUCCACAGAGCCCAAAGAUGGUAAGCCAAGUGGGGCCCCAGGAGGUGGAACAGGUGGACCAGGUGGAGGUCGAGGAAAGAAAGGAGGAGGGAAGGACUGGUGGAGCCGAAUGCAAAAGGGCGACUUUCCGUGGGACGAGAAGGACUUCCGUUAUAUGGCCAUCACUGUGGCCGGCGUCUGUUCUGUUCUGCUCUAUUUCAAUUUCAGAGAUAGUGGCCGAGAGAUCAGCUGGAAGGAUUUUGUACAUCGCUACCUCGGCAGAGGAUUGGUGGAGCGAUUAGAAGUUGUAAAUAAACAAUAUGUCAGGGUAAUUUUGAUACCAGGAGCUGAUACUACGAAUUAUGUGUGGUUCAACAUUGGGAGUGUGGACACGUUUGAGAGGAACCUGGAAGCAGCUCACUCAGGACUGGGCUUAGAACCAUCACACCGGCCUGCCGUGGUCUACAGCACAGAGAGUGAUGGAUCAUUUCUAAUAAGCAUGGUCCCCACGCUGUUGCUGAUUGGUUUCCUGCUUUUCACUCUACGGCGAGGACCAAUGGGAGGAGGCCCGGGUGCGGGGAGGGGCGGGCCUUUCAGCAUGAGCGAAUCUACUGCUAAAAUGUUGAAGGAUAAUAUAGACGUGAAGUUCAAAGAUGUAGCUGGGUGUGAGGAGGCCAAGUUGGAGAUCCUGGAGUUUGUGAACUUCCUAAAGAACCCACAGCAGUACCAGGACCUGGGAGCCAAGAUUCCCAAGGGUGCAGUGCUGUCUGGUCCUCCAGGUACAGGGAAGACACUCUUGGCCAAAGCCACAGCUGGAGAGGCCAAUGUCCCUUUUAUCACUGUCAAUGGAUCUGAGUUUCUGGAGAUGUUUGUGGGAGUGGGACCUGCCAGGGUAAGAGACAUGUUUGCGAUGGCCAGGAAGAAUGCGCCUUGUAUCCUGUUCAUUGAUGAGAUUGAUGCUGUCGGGAGGAAGAGAGGAGGAGGAAACUUUGGAGGUCAAAGUGAACAAGAGAACACUCUGAACCAGCUGCUCGUAGAAAUGGAUGGCUUCAACACUGCUACAAAUGUGGUGGUCCUGGCUGGCACUAACCGCCCAGACAUCCUGGACCCGGCUCUGAUGAGGCCGGGGCGUUUUGACAGACAGAUCUUCAUAGGGCCUCCGGACAUCAAGGGAAGAGCGUCCAUUUUCAAAGUCCACCUACGGCCAAUCAAACUGGACCCCAGCCUGGACAAGGAUGCCCUCGCCAGGAAGAUGGCUGCUGCUACGCCGGGCUUCACAGGAGCCGAUAUUGCUAAUGUCUGUAAUGAGGCUGCACUGAUCGCUGCCAGACAUCUGAACCCAGCCGUCAAUGGCAAACACUUUGAACAAGCCAUUGACCGAGUUAUAGGAGGUCUAGAAAAGAAAACCCAAGUGCUGCAGCCCACAGAGAAGAAGACUGUGGCGUAUCAUGAAGCGGGCCAUGCCAUAGUGGGCUGGUUUUUAGAGCACGCCGACCCUUUGCUCAAGGUGUCAAUCAUCCCACGGGGUAAAGGUUUAGGUUAUGCUCAGUACUUACCCCGGGAGCAGUACCUGUACAGUAAGGAGCAGCUGUUUGACCGCAUGUGUAUGAUGCUGGGAGGGCGAGUGGCAGAGCAGGUCUUCUUUGGGAGAGUCACCACCGGAGCACAGGAUGACCUCAAGAAGGUCACCCAGUCUGCGUAUGCUCAGAUUGUACAGUUUGGGAUGAGUGAGAAGGUGGGCCAGUUGUCGUUUGACCUGCCUCGUCAGGGAGAGAUGGUCCUGGAGAAGCCCUACAGCGAGGCCACAGCUGAGAUGAUCGACCAGGAGGUGAGGGAGCUUGUGGACCGCGCCUACCAACGCACGCUUCAGCUCAUCCAGGACAAGAAGGACAUGGUGGAAAUGGUUGGGAAGCGUCUUCUGGAGAAGGAGGUGCUGGACAAAGCAGACAUGGUGGAACUGUUGGGCCCACGUCCCUUUGAGGAGAAGUCCACUUAUGAGGAGUUUGUGGAAGGGACUGGCAGCUUUGAGGAGGAUACGACUUUACCUGAAGGUUUAAGGGACUGGAACCAGGAGAGAGGAGCCACGGAGGAGAGCGAGGACAACAGCCAAAAACAACAGGCUGUAUAACAUGGACAAACACAGAUCACAGAUCAAGUAUACAGUACUCUGCACAGAGCCUGGGGAUGUCAGGAAGUACUCUGCUUAAUGUGUGUUGACACUAUGCUUUUCAAUUUCAUGUUUCAUCUUUCAUAUUCUAUCAUAUGCAACCAUUCUGAAAGAUAAGCUUUAUUUAGAUAUACAAAUAACAUAGAUUGGUCAAACUAAUGGAAAUUAUUUAAUUUCUGCGAUAAAGAAAUAUUCUGAGGGUAUUAUAUGAAAAUAUAAUAAUAAUAAAGUAAUACGCAUUUUAAAGGUGCACUAUGCAGCUUUUUUGGUGGAGGGUCUGUCACACGCUUGUCUCCAUGGAGAUGUUCUUUUUUUGCCUCGGCUUUCCCACAUUAAGGCUUUUAAGUUAUCUUUCGAUAUAGAAAUUCAGGUGAUGCCACCAGGCCAAGUAUAUAGGUCAGAUCUGUUGAGAGGUGUGCUCCUGUAAGAAUGCAUGUUUUUGAAAGGUGUUUUUUAAAUAAAGAAACACCACACUCACCAUACUGUGGAACAGCCAACCAAGUACGUGACAUACAUUCCAUUGGAAAAAUUGCAUAAAUGCGUCAUGAAAACAUCCAUAUCCCACUAUGAAAAGUGGAGCAUAUCACCUUGGUUAUUGGUGUUACUCUAUAUUAGCUCAUAUUAUUCGCUUACAAUGCAGUAUUUCAGUGCAUAAUGUUACAAAUAUAAGACCGGUAGUCAAAUCAACAAUAAAACAUUUUCCAAUAUUCUACAAGAUUUUGUCCUGAUGUCAACCAGGCUCUUACCCCCGAUACUUCAAAUGCCUUAAAAUGAAUCAACCAACAGCAGUGUCCUGUUCCAAAUCUCUCACAGUGAUAUUGUGAAUGAACUGAAUUCCUUUAGUUUUUUGUAUUUAUUUUAUAUAAAGUAAAUAUUUGAAACAUGCAGCCCACGUGUCUGCAGGAGUAUCCGAGUAUUUUUACAAAGUGGAUUCCAGUGACAUUUUAUCGUGGCUGCGGUUUCCUAUGUGACCUGUCCACACUGGUUUGGAGCUCCAUUGUAUUUGCUGUUUCUGUGACAAAGAAGCUGCUAAACAUCACCAUCGUUUUGACUGAUCUAAAAAGUGUCAUGAGCCCUAAAUGUACGAAUAAUUUAAUAAAAGCUCUUACAGAAUUUGUAAGCUCUCUUUUUAGACAGAAGAGUGGGUUACUUCACUGCAUUUGGUUGUCUUAGUCAAGCUAGUUUGAAAAAUGUGUCUUAUAGUUUGUCUUUGUCCAAAGAUAAGCACAUUUAAAUAUUAUAACACAAUUGAAACAUCUGCCUGUUGAGUGUAUACAUUUUAACUAAACAGUUCAUGUAAUAUGUGAAGGGUCUGCCCACUUGCUUGCCUUUAGUCAUGGAGUAAUUUUUUUGGAAUGCUACACAGUAUAACUUUAUACGCAUCUUAUCUCCAGGGAGACAAGCCACCAGGUCAGAUUACUGGUUAGAUCGGUGGAUAGAAGACACAUGUACAUGUUUUUAGGUAUGUGCAAUAAAAACACCUGUGAUUGAAGAAAUGCAAAAAUAUAAGCUUAAUGCCAUAUUGUGGAACAUUCAGGCAAAGCAAAGACAUCUCCAUAGUGGCUACCAUUCAUUUGAGAAGUUACUGAGUGUACCAUUAAGUCUACUGAAUAUACAUGUUGCCUAUGUUUUGCGUCCUCUUAAAUUACCCUUUGUGGAACAUGAAUCAGAACCAUACAUUAACUUAAAAAAACCCCAAAAAACUAGUUGGACAAAAUCUGAAAUAAUAAUACACAGAAUAGAAGUAUUUCUUUAUUUUCAUACUCUUUUUUUUUUUUUUUUUUUUUUUUUAGCACCUAAACAAAACACCAUCUGGAGGAUUCUGACCAAAGCUUUAGCACAUUCAUGUCUCUAAAAUCUCACUUAAAGGCAACAACCCUGCAUUUGUUUUACCAUAUUCUCAUAUCAAUAAUUGUUUAGCUAUUUUUAAAUAUUUGGUAUAAUAUAAUAUGAUGCAAUUGUUAAGGAUUUUUAAAUAAACUUACUUGAAUACACUGUA
Molecule: messenger RNA, 4485 nt
Organism: Boleophthalmus pectinirostris (great blue-spotted mudskipper)
Lineage: Eukaryota; Metazoa; Chordata; Actinopteri; Gobiiformes; Gobiidae
Gene: afg3l1
Product: AFG3-like AAA ATPase 1
Exons: 15
Coding region: 141-2447 (768 amino acids)
Biological process (GO): protein-containing complex assembly; mitochondrial protein processing
Cellular component (GO): membrane; m-AAA complex
Molecular function (GO): zinc ion binding; ATP-dependent peptidase activity; metalloendopeptidase activity
Source: RefSeq, a predicted model, not a curated record